Solanum verrucosum is the source of this 994-nucleotide messenger RNA. Its product is annotated as U1 small nuclear ribonucleoprotein C-like. The record is from RefSeq and is a predicted model, not a curated record. The transcript is spliced from 5 exons. Gene Ontology annotation, cellular component: nucleus; U1 snRNP. Bases 169 to 771 code for a protein of 200 amino acids. Gene Ontology annotation, biological process: spliceosomal snRNP assembly; mRNA 5'-splice site recognition; mRNA splicing, via spliceosome. NCBI's taxonomy places the organism in Eukaryota, Viridiplantae, Streptophyta, Magnoliopsida, Solanales, Solanaceae. Gene Ontology annotation, molecular function: zinc ion binding; pre-mRNA 5'-splice site binding.
CUUCUAGGCUUCAAUCCAGUAGUAGUAAUCCGAAUUCCAUUUUCGUUGCCGUCGAUUAAUCUGAGUUCAUAUCAGUUACAAUUCUCCGACGACCUUCCCGGCGAAUAACUUUUGUACAGAAUUCGCCAAUUUCAUUGGCAAAAUAACUUCUUUCCUUUUGUUAAAUCAAUGCCUCGGUAUUACUGUGACUAUUGUGACACUUACUUGACACAUGAUUCGCCUUCUGUCAGAAAACAGCAUAAUGCUGGUUACAAACACAAGGCUAAUGUCCGAUCUUAUUACUUGAAGCUUGAGGAGGAGCAAACACAGAUUCUGAUAGAUCAGAAAAUCAAGGAGCGCCUUGGGCAGGCAGUAGCCUACCAACAAAUAGGUGCAGCUUAUAAUCAACAUCUUGCUGCUUUCCCUGGUCAACGACCUCGCCUACCUAUGAUGCCACCUCCUAUGCUGCCUGUUCCAGGAGCGAUGCCCCCACAAUUAAUGGCAGGUGCCAGACCUCCCAUUUUGCCAAUUCCAGUUCUUGGUGCUCCAGGUUAUUCAGCGGUACCUCCAACUGCACCAAUUGCAGGGCAGAUGCCACCUGUUGCAUCCUUGCCGAUGCAACCCAAUGCUCUUCCAGCUCCUCCUGCACUGAACCCCCUUGUAGGUGUUCCAGGUGGAACCCCUCCAUCUAAUCUAGGCAGCGCCCCUUUUCCUGCUACACAAUCAAUGUACCAGCCAAAUCCCAAUGGAAUUGCUGCCUCUUCUGCUAAUGGGACAACAACAACCAGCUAAGUUUGUGCUCAAGCCAGUGAUAUUUUGACCAUCUUCUGUGUUCUCAGUAAGAUAUUAUGGUUUUGGAUGAAAUGGCAAGGGAACAAUGGCUUCUUAAUGAGUACCAGUACUGAACAUCAUCAAGUUCUCCUGAUAAUUGUCGAGAAGAGAACUUUUGCUUCUUGAGUUGAUUCUAGGAAGACUAUUGGGUCCUUCAUCUGAUCUACCGAGUAUUUGCUGGUUC